CAGGGAGGGCCGCGGAAACAGAGAGAAGUCUGUCUGUGUUACGCUUUGAAUUACUUCUAUCUAUCAGAAAUUGAAAUAGCCGCAACAAAGAAGCGGUUGUUGUGGACGAGGCGUGGUGUGUUUACAAGUCCUGAUGUCAGAUCCCUCUUCGCAUUUUUGCAGGUAGAUGACAAUGAGGGAGAAGGAAUUUCUCGCAGUCGUUUCUUUUUCCGUAACCUCCGAAUAAAGAGCGAAAUCAUGGCGGCCGCUGAUUUUCUCUUGUGGUGGAGUAAGCCGGGCGAGGAAUCGGGGCGGGCCAAACGCAUGGUGGAGCUCAGACGGCUGCAGAACGACCCGCAGAGCCCACGGCGCUGUCCAGUUGCUGCGCCACGGCAUCCUCGUCGCGGACAGAUAUCCAUCGACCGCGCAGCCAGCAGCGAUCUGUCGCGCGUCCGCUUUCUUGCCCGCCCGCGCGUGGGCCGCUGGGCGACCACGUCUAGAAAGCUCGCCCGGGCCGCGCGGCGUGGCAACACCGUCGCCGAUGUGGCAGCAUCACGGCAGCACGACCAGGCAAUCAGCUCCGGCCUGUGGAGGGGCCAGCCCGCUCGGUUUUUUUUCCGCGCGCGACCCCGGUUGCGCGCUCGUUUUCUCGUAGUGCCCGCAGGCGGACUGCAGGAUGUAUGAAGGCUGGCGCGUGUCAAGCGCCC
Amoebophrya sp. A120 is the source of this 686-nucleotide messenger RNA. The record is from the annotation of a GenBank genome assembly. Lineage: Eukaryota; Dinophyceae; Syndiniales; Amoebophryaceae.